Symbiodinium natans is the source of this 1296-nucleotide messenger RNA. The record is from the annotation of a GenBank genome assembly. NCBI's taxonomy places the organism in Eukaryota, Dinophyceae, Suessiales, Symbiodiniaceae.
AUGCUCCUGUCAUCUGAAAACUUCCCCCCAGCUAGUUCCAGAAGCCAGCAGAAUCUGAGAGUCCACUUCUUGAAAUUUUCGGAUGAUCUGCUGCAGGCACACACCCUGCCACGUAUUCUGGGUGAGAAAGGUCAACGCGGCAAAAGUCUUCAGGCACAGGCGCAGAAUGGAUCGGGCAAGACGGCUUGCUUCAGCAUCGCCGUGCUGCAAGCGCUUGACAUCAGUGUCAUGCAGCCGCAGGCCAUGAUCUUGUGUCCAACCAGAGAGCUCGCGCGACAAAACCACGAGUUCUUGAACCUUCUGGGGUACGCGCUUGGUCCGAAGACACACCUUGUGUGCCCGGGAAUGGAGCGUGUUCCCAGCGGCUCCACCAUAGACUGUCACAUCUUGAUCGGCACGCCUGGCAAGAUGAUGGACAUGUGUAAGAAGAGAUUCGUCUACGUGAAGGAGCUCAAGGUCUUGGUUCUCGAUGAAGCGGAUGUGAUGCUGGAUCAGGAGAACUUCAUGGGCACCCAUGUGAUGGAUGUUCGGAAGCAUUUGCCAGAAGACAUCCAGAUUCUCUUCUUCAGUGCCACCUACCCUGAUCACGUGCAAAUCUUUGCACGGAAUCUGCUCGCUAGCAAGACCGUGAUCAAGGUCUCCAAGGAGGCGUUGACGGUUGCCAGCAUCCAGCAGACGUACAAGGUUUGCGAGGAUGAGAACGACAAGUUCCAGCAGCUGAUGAACAUCUAUGGUUCUCUCAGCAUGGGCCAGAGCAUCGUCUUCUUCAACUCCCGGAGGAAGGCCUUCCAAAUUGCGGAGCAGCUGCAGCAGGAAGGUCGGGUUGUGUCGCUGAUUUGCGGGUCGCAAGGCAGCGGUCAAGAAGAGGGCCUGACCGUAGAAGAGCGAGACCGGGUCAUGAAUGAGUUCAGGACCGGAGUGACUCAGGUCUUGGUCGCGACAGACGUCCUUUGCCGUGGGAUCGAUGUGCCACAGGUCACCCUCGUGGUGAACUACGAGAUGCCUCUCACCCGUAACUGGGGCGUUGCCAUGGAUACGUACCUGCAUCGAAUUGGAAGGACUGGUCGGUUCGGCCUGAAGGGCGUUGCAGUGAGCCUUGUGACAACGGACGAGAUCAAGCAUGUCCAAGAGGUGAUGGAACAUUACCAGUGCAAGGUGACGGAGAUAGAUUAUGACUGGGAAGAGUUCCAGGACUGGCAGACGUGCUCUCAAAAUUUUGGAAGAUGUUCGGGUUUGUGUUGGAAGAUGUUCGUCGUGCUGCUGUUUGCAGGAGAGGCUGAGCAAGUUGCGGGCUGA